Messenger RNA from Armigeres subalbatus, 1918 nucleotides. Its product is annotated as cytochrome P450 9e2-like. Gene Ontology annotation, molecular function: oxidoreductase activity, acting on paired donors, with incorporation or reduction of molecular oxygen; monooxygenase activity; iron ion binding. The transcript has 2 exons. The coding region runs from base 152 to 1774 and encodes 540 amino acids. Lineage: Eukaryota; Metazoa; Arthropoda; Insecta; Diptera; Culicidae. The record is from RefSeq and is a predicted model, not a curated record.
GCACAUACAACUAAGAAUAUUUCAUCAUUAUUGAAGACACAUGCUUAUCUUAUCACUGUCUGGAGAUUAUUUGUUCGCAUAUAAAUAAAUUGUAAGCCAUCGAAGCGCUAUAGUUAGUUCCGAGCUGUUAGUAAACGAUACUCGAGUGGACAUGGAAGUGGACCUCUUCUCAAGUGUCGCCAUUGGCUUCAUAAUUCUUCUGAUUUAUCACUAUGUCAGUCAGAAGUAUCAAUACUUCUUCUCCAAACCGAUUCCGUGCCUGAAGCCGAGCUUCCUCGUGGGCAACAUCGGCGCAACCAUAUUCCGAACCAAAGAUGCCCGCACCCACAUCUACGAUAUGUACAACACUUUCCCCGAGUCCAAGGUUAUCGGAUUCUACGAGUUAAUGAAACCAAUUUUCAUGCUGCGCGAUCCAGAAGUGAUCAAACAGAUCUGCGUGAAAGACUUCGACCACUUCAUGGACCGUUCGCUCCCGUCAGCUGAAGAUCGCAACGAACACGAACAACAAGUGGAGGGUCUAUUCGCGAACUCGAUCGUGGCGUUCCGGGGCCAGAAGUGGAAGGAUAUGCGAUCCACGUUGAGCCCGGCCUUUACCGGUAGCAAGAUACGGCACAUGUUUGAUCUGAUUUCCGAGUGCAGCCAAUCCAUGGUGGAGCACUUUCGAUCGGAAGCGAGCGCAGGCAAGCGACUGGAGUACGAACUAAAGGAAGUGUUUUCAAGGUUUUGUAAUGAUGUGAUCGCGACCGUUGCUUUCGGAAUCAAGGUGGACUCGCUGCGUGAUCCCGAAACAGAGUUCUACGUCAAGGGGAAGGAGUUGCUCGAUUUCCAAUCGGUGAUAAUCAUUGUAAAGUUUUUGCUGUUCCAAGCAGUGCCUUGGUUAAUGCGAAAGUUGAACGUAGACUUUGCAUCUGCAGAUCUGUCGAAUUACUUCAAGGGAAUCAUUAAGGACAACAUGAAACAACGUGAGGUUCACGGGAUCGUGCGGAACGACAUGAUUCAAAUUCUGAUGGAGGUUCGUAAGGGUACUCUGAAGCACACUAAUGACGAUCAGGGCACGAAAACUACAGGAUUUGCAACGGUUGAAGAAUCCCAGUUCGGAAAGUCUGCGCACUCCAGGGUCUGGACGGAAAGUGAGUUGUUAUCGCAGUGUUUUAUUUUCUUCAUAGCCGGACUGGACACCGUGUCGUCCUGUUUGACGUUUUUGACUUACGAACUGACGCUCAACCCGGAUAUUCAGCAGCGAUUGUACGAAGAAAUAACGGAAACGGAAGAAGGCCUUGCAGGGAAAUCGCUCAACUACGAAACAUUGAUUAACAUGAAGUACUUGGACAUGGUUGUGUCGGAAACUCUUCGCAAGUGGCCUCCGACUAUUGAUACGGAUCGGUACACGACCCGGGAUUACUUGUUGGACGACGGCGCCGGUUUAAAGGUACACAUUGAAAAAGGUCGAUCCAUCUACAUUCCGAUCGUGGCUAUCCACAACGACCCGAAAUACUUCCCGAACCCGGAGCAGUUCGAUCCGGAGCGUUUCAGUGAGGAGAACCGCGCGAAGAUCGUUCCCGGGACUUUUAUGCCGUUUGGGGCCGGGCCAAGAAACUGCAUUGGAUCCCGUUUGGCACUGAUGGAGGUUAAGAUGGCGGUGUAUUAUUUGCUGAAAGGGUUCAGCCUGGAACGGACGGAGAAGACCGAUGAUCCGAUACUGUUGACCAAGAAGGCGAUUGAUUUGCGGACGGAGAAUGGCGCUUGGGUGGAGUUCAGACCGCGGCGAGUUUAGUUUGUUGUAUUUUAAAUUAUAUUUGAUAGUUAACAUACCUUAAGAAGUAUUUCUGUGCCAAAAUUAUGUUUACCUGAAAAAGAAAAAAAAAGUAAAGUAUAAAUUUUAAGAUGUUUGAAUAAAGUAUCAAUGUUAUCAAUGUAA